GUUUAAAAUAUCUGGCCUAAUUUAUGUCUAUGAUCCAUAAAAAAAAAAUAAAAAGUUAACUGAGCACAUACAUGACAAUUAAAUGUUAGUUGUGUUAUUGUGCAGCUGCAAAUACGCUAUUUAAAUCAGUGAACACACUAUAAAAUAUAGUAUUCAUACUGUAAAAAACAAAUACAUAUAUAAAACAGUAAUACAUUUUCAUUUAUGAAACUUCAUGAAGUUUGGAAUGUUUAUAUGCACACAACCUUCAACUUUCGGAAAAAAACAAAUCAACCUGAAUCAACAGAUGCAAACAGCAGAUGCAAACUGACUGUAUUGGUUGAAGACUAAUCAUCUCUCACAAGAAAGUAUGCUCUCAGACAGUUCAAAGAAAACCUUUGUUUUUCUGCCCUGGAGCAUAUUGGAUCAGAGAGAAGAGAAAAACUCAAGGCAGAUGGGAAAGUAUUAUGAAAUACACCUGAAAUGUUGCCAGACUUCUGAAGGCAUUUUAAAUUAGCUUGUGGUUUUCUCUUGCUGAGUAACUGCUUGUGUCAUGGUAUCUUUGCUGUUGGAUAGUCAAAUUGCGAUUGACCGCCCUUAUAUUCUCACUUUCCUCUGACAGUUACAAACAACAGAGAUAAAAGAUGGAUCCAGUGCUGUUUUCUCUGCCUGAGAUCAUCCUAAAUGACAGAAAAGAGCCUGAUUGCACUCAGUCAGGAUUUUCUGAUUUCUCCCCACAUUAUCACCAACUGUCCCCUGCUGAUACAUCUGCCUCACAAGAAAAACUACACAUCCCCGAAUUGUCAGAACCGUCCCUUCAGAUGAGCCAUGAAAUCAUCAGCCGAGUUGGACAGUCUCGUCCGUCACGACCUCGUCAUGUGAUGAAUGAAUCAGCGUCACUGAGAACUUCCACAGUUGCAAAAAUGCUCCGGACCAUAGCUAAUUCUGAUCAAAGAACAGACACACAGUCUUGGACACAGAGGGACUCAAACCAGCAAUCUGUGCAACAUCUGAUCCAGAUGCAAGCCCAGGACAGUCCCUCUCCACUGAAACUCCAGACUUUAUUACCAGGUGCCAGGUCCCAGCCUGUAUUGACACCACUUUUACCAGAGCUCAUAUUUACUUCCAGUUCUCCUCAAGACUGGCUGAAUAUAAGCCCCAUCGAGUUCUGGUACAGCCCAUAUUCACCUCCUCGUUCUUGGCUCCUCCUGCCGUUGGUUCGUCCCAGCUGGUGCUUGUGUCCGCAGACAGUGCCCGUCCAUCAGCCCUGCAGUCCAGACCUGGUCUCGAGAAAAGCAGCUCAGCAGGUCAGCCAGCAGUUAAAUGUAACGUCUGCUGCGUCAGGGAAAGCAGAGAAUGAAGAGCAGGCCAAGUCAGAAGAAGAAAAGCUGAAAAUUUGUACACCUGACAAGGACAAACCACAAGCAAACAACAUAGACGAUAAAACAACAAAGUCCAAGGUUUCUCCUGGAUGUCUACCCUCUUUGGACGAAGAAUCGCUGGCAGAACACGCCUUUGAAGAAUACAUGACAAUCAUGGACUCCUUCAGUCCCAAGAUCCAAGCGGGCAUGGAGGCCAAAGAGAAUGAAAAUGAAGUAGAAAACAGCUUAAUUCUGGAGUUUCUGGAUGAACUGUGCAGCAAUGAGGACUUGGUCACAAGGGUGGAGUCAGCACUGAAUAUAGAGUUCCUGGAUUCCCUCCUUUCUUCAGACGCAGAGCCGAUUGACCUUCUUGCAUUUGACAAACAAGAGCAAGAGGAGACGCUGCAGGAGCAUCAACCAUCUGCCGAUGCCACUAUCGAUCCUGCUACUGACGGCACAUCUCUGGUGGGGCCGACACUGAGUACAGAGUACCUGGAUUCCCCCCUUUCUUCAGAUCCAGAGCCCAUUUACCUUCUUCCACUAAGGAAACUUCAGCAAGAGGCUUUGGAGGUGAUCCUGCAGCAGCAGUUACAUCCCCCUUCUGCCAACUCCAACAGCAUAGCUCCUGUAACCGAAGAAACAUCUCCGGCGACUUCGCAUGCCGAGGAAACUGCACCACUCCAGAGAGCUCAGUCACCCAUUUUGGAUCCUCCAGGCUCAAAGUCUGACACAAAUCCAAACCAUGAUGGACAAAAUGCACCUCUGAGUAUGAGGAAUAUAGGAUCAAAGGAAGGUUGGACUCCUCUCCUCCCUUCACUCCGUAUAGAAGAACCACUGCCAACUGCUCCCACACCGAAUAACUAUAACCCUGUUAAUGCCAUGUCUCCUCUUGGUUACGAUGGUUCUCUUUUCAUGGACUAUAGUUUUAACUCAUCUCUGCAGUUGCUUGCCAAUAUCUCCCAAGACACCAGUCUUACAUCUGAUUUAGAGGCAAGAGACAAUGAUUCAUUGGUAGAGGAACCUGCAGCCAUAUUUCCCACAGGGCAAGUGUCAGAAGCAACCUCAAUGUCCUUCUCAAACCUUGCAGACACACAGUCAGCUCAGACGUCCCAAAUGCUUCAGGAAGGACCUCUACCUGGGGAUCCUCCUGCCUCCGAACCCCCCACAGCCUCCAGUGUUUCAGGGUCCAAUGAAGACCCUCAUACCAUUGCUGUAAAGAAACCUGCGCCCAGUUUCAGAGCUGAUUUGUUGACUGUCAGCCCACCACAGUCAGCUGGCCCUCCAGCUCUGAGAGUCCUGGCUCGGAAAACACUUCCUCGCCCACUGCCUCCACCACCAGCUCAGAUAAGGGAGCCUGAGGAACAAUGUAGCCCCAAAAACAAAAACCCAAACUCCUCUUGUCUUGAGCACUACGCAGUUCCUGUGCCAGCUAAUUUGUCUUUUGUGGCAGAUUCCCAUGCAGAGUCUUGUGAUGCCCCAGGUGAUGGCAAUUUAUCAGACUCGGUGCCUGAAAAACAGCCAAAAGGAUUAGUCGUUUCUCAAGAGUUAGCAUCCUCCGACGUUUCCUCUGAAGUCAGGACAGGAGAGUGGGGUGAAACGGAGAGAAAAUGUGAGAAAGGUCUGGGAAAAGGUGUUGGAACAACAGUGACACAAAAGCAAACAGCUAUAAAAGCAAGAGAAGAAGGGAGGACUAAAAAGACUUUUGAAAGGAAGGAGGAGCAUAAAGAGAAUGAGACCAAAGUCAAGGGAAUGACAAACACCAGACGCAGUCAGAGGCUGUCAGGUCAAACUGAAAAAGAGAAAGCAAGACUGAGUGGUGAAUUCAUAAUGAAGAGAGCAGAGGACAGAAGACCAAGUGAAAAGAGCAUUAAGAAAACAGCAAAAAUCACCCCAGAGAGGGACGGGGUCAUUUAUAAAAAACAGAAGAGACGGUCCUCAGGAGGAAGGCAAUUAUCUAAAAGAGAGGGCAGGCAUUUUGAAGAGCAGAGCCGAGCAACAAAAACAGAAAAUACAGCCGAACAAUUUCCAGAAACGGGAGAGAAGGAACAACAUCAAAAGCCCGCAGGGGAGAUGCAGAAACUCAAGGUGGAGGGACGGGGACAGUGUGAGGCCAAUAACCCCAAUGUGAGGACUGAAAGUGGGGCGGAAAAUGCACUUUCAACCAAAAUGGCACAAGAGGAGAAAGAGUUGGGUGAAGGGAGAGUAAAAAGAAAAGAAGAAGGGAUUCAAAUGUCCAGUUUUGUAAGGAGAAGAACUAGGAGCACAACGACUGAGGAAAAAGUGCAGCCGACUCCUCUUCCUGCUGCUGGAGCUAGAGGGAAAAUCAAACAUUCAGAGAUGGAGAGAAGCGAGAUAAAGUCCUCACCUAAGAGAGAACUGCAGGACGAUGACAAACCCGAAGUAAACGUGAAGGAGGAUGCAACUGAAGGCCAGACUCUGCCGUUUUCAAGUCCAGUGAAAAGAAGCAGAAGCAGGAGAGAUGGAGAGGAGAGUAGGGAGAGGGCUAACGAUGCUAAUUCAACAGGACGCAAAACCAACGAGGACAAAGUUUCUGGAAACUGCAGUCCACCCGAAUCUUCUCUGCAGAGCCCAGGAGUUCAGACAGAUAUUCAUUCAGCAAAAGCCUCAAAAAAGCAGUCAUCAGUGGAAGGGCCACUGGACGAGAGAAAUGAGUCACCUUCUGCGAAAACCUGUGAGAAAAAUCUAAAUCUAACCCCCGCUCUGUGUUCAGAGACCCUGCAACAAAGCAAAACAGUCGCAUUAAGUGGAGGUGGAGCUGACAGACAGGCAGAAAGAGGAGAGCCAGGUCAACAUGGUGACGUCACGGGAACCAAAACUUGGGACUUUUACAGCUUAAGGUCCCAAAGUCAUAAGCCAAAUGUGUCAAUAAGGGGAGUAAAUAGGACAAGGAUUCAAGAGGAGGCAACACAUCACCCAUCUAACCCCAAACCAAGUCCAGACCAGACACCAGACGUGAAAGGUGAAGAUGGAAGAAUAAAUGAAGAGGCAGAACGCCCAAGCCUCUUGUUGAGUCCGAUGAAAAGAUACCGGCAUGAACGUGGGGUUUCUGAAGAGAGGGAGAAAAGGGUAAACGAGACAAUGCAAUCAACGGACAAAGUGAGGACUGAAACACAGAUGAUCAGCUCAAGUCCGGUGAAAAGAGGAAGGUGGAAGAGCAGAGUGGAGGUAAACUCAGAGAGAGACGAAGAGCAGAAGUUGACACCGAAUGAGAAAGGCAAAGAUAAGGCACAGGACGAGGCGGAAACAUCUGGCUGUAAACCAAGCCCACCCUCAACAAGAAGUAAUACAAGGGCUAAGGAUGAAAAGAUUUCAGAUUUAUCAGCUGGACAAGGAACUUUUAAAGGUGGCAGAAGCAGUGCGAUAGAAACCAGAAAGAGUCGUCGGCGAUCUGAAAAGUUACCCUCAAAGUAUAAAGACUUUAUCUUGUGCAAAACAAACAGACCCAAACGACAGUUAAGGAGAAAGGAAAGGCAGGAAAGGAAAGAGAAGAUGGAUAAUUAAUGUGCAUUUUGCGCUUUAAUUAAAUGUCUACCACGAAAAAAGGUGCAAGAAAGAAAUUCGAAGUAUUUAGAUAAGUCCAGAAAUGUGAGUGGGGGGGGGAAACACACUGCAAAACCUCCUUAAAAGAAUUCACAGUUUAAUUGUUAAAUAGAAACAAUAUUCACACAAAAAUGUAAGAAUAAUUAUUUUACAUAAAAUAAACCUUUUGCUUUACAGAGUGUUUAGCUUCUUUUUGCACAUACCAUUAUCCCGUUUAAAAAAAACAAACAUUCAAUAUACAUAUGAGGGAAUUAUAAAUAAGACAUUUUAUGGCUUCAAAUGACAUAAGUAACAGAGUCCUUUAACAGCAACUGGAACAACAUGUGAACAAGAUUUCUUGAGGAUUUCUUGAGGACUUCCAGUCCUCAAAUAUACAAGGAAAUGGUCUCACACACACACACACACA
Molecule: messenger RNA, 5307 nt
Organism: Siniperca chuatsi (mandarin fish)
Lineage: Eukaryota; Metazoa; Chordata; Actinopteri; Centrarchiformes; Sinipercidae
Product: protein piccolo-like
Exons: 9
Coding region: 624-4862 (1412 amino acids)
Source: RefSeq, a predicted model, not a curated record